Molecule: messenger RNA, 6306 nt
Organism: Lemur catta (Ring-tailed lemur)
Lineage: Eukaryota; Metazoa; Chordata; Mammalia; Primates; Lemuridae
Gene: FNIP1
Product: folliculin interacting protein 1
Exons: 18
Coding region: 186-3680 (1164 amino acids)
Cellular component (GO): cytoplasm
Molecular function (GO): protein-folding chaperone binding; ATPase inhibitor activity
Source: RefSeq, a predicted model, not a curated record
GACGCGGCUCACCGCCAGCCAAUGAGCGCCGGCCUUGCCGUGCGCCCCGCCCCGCGCGCCGUGGCCGUUUGAAGUGACUAAUUUCUGUCAUAUGACUGAGGCACCCAUGGGGGUGGCGGGGCGGCUGUAGCAGCGGGGGCCUAGCAAGCGCCCGGCGGAGCGACCCCGGCCUGGCCGCGGCCAGCAUGGCCCCUACGCUGUUCCAGAAACUCUUCAGCAAGAGGAGCGGGCUGGGCGCGCCCGGCCGGGACGCCCGGGACCCGGACUGCGUGUUCAGUUGGCCUUUGCCAGAGUUUGAUCCAAGCCAGAUUCGACUGAUUGUAUAUCAAGACUGUGAAAGAAGAGGGAGAAAUGUCUUGUUUGACUCCAGUGUUAAGAGAAGAAGUGAAGACAUAUCAGUAUCGAAACUCUGUAGUGACGCUCAAGUUAAAGUCUUUGGGAAAUGCUGCCAGCUAAAACCUGGAGGAGACAGUUCUUCUUCUUUGGAUAGUUCGUCGACUUCAUCUUCUGAUAUAAAAGACCAGUGUCCUAAGUAUCAGGGUUCUCGAUGCUCUUCUGAUGCCAAUAUGCUUGGAGAGAUGAUGUUUGGCUCAGUAGCAAUGAGCUACAAAGGAUCUACCUUAAAAAUUCAUCAGAUUCGUUCCCCGCCGCAGCUCAUGCUCAGCAAAGUGUUCACUGCCCGGACUGGCAGCAGCGUCUGCGGGAGUCUCAACACGCUACAAGACAGUCUUGAAUUUAUCAAUCAAGACAGUAAUACAUUAAAGGCUGAUAACACAGUUAUUAAUGGACUACUUGGUAAUAUAGGUCUUUCACAGUUCUGCAGCCCCAGGCGGGCAUUCUCUGAGCAGGGUCCGCUCCGCCUGAUCAGGAGCGCCUCUUUCUUUGCAGUUCACAGCAACCCGAUGGACAUGCCUGGAAGAGAGUUGAAUGAGGACAGAGACAGUGGCAUAGCACGGUCUGCCUCUCUCAGCAGCUUGCUUAUCACCCCAUUUCCUUCCCCGAACUCCUCGCUCACCCGAAGUUGUGCCAGCAGCUACCAGCGACGUUGGCGACGCAGCCAAACGACAAGUCUGGAGAAUGGGGUGUUUCCUAGAUGGUCUAUAGAAGAAAGCUUUAAUCUGUCAGAUGAAAGCUGUGGCCCUAACCCAGGAAUUGUGAGGAAAAAGAAGAUUGCAAUUGGGGUAAUCUUUUCGUUAUCCAAAGAUGAAGAUGAAAAUAACAAAUUUAAUGAAUUCUUUUUUUCACAUUUUCCUCUCUUUGAAAGCCACAUGAACAAAUUAAAGAGUGCAAUAGAACAGGCUAUGAAAAUGAGCCGGAGAUCAGCUGACGCCAGUCAGAGGAGUUUGGCAUAUAAUCGAAUAGUUGAUGCGCUAAAUGAAUUCAGAACAACAAUUUGUAAUCUUUACACGAUGCCACGAAUUGGAGAACCUGUCUGGCUAACGAUGAUGUCGGGGACUCCAGAGAAGAAUCAGCUUUGCCAUCGUUUCAUGAAGGAGUUCACUUUUCUAAUGGAAAAUGCUUCCAGAAAUCAAUUCUUGCCAGCUCUCAUUACUGCGGUUUUGACCAAUCAUCUUGCCUGGGUUCCAACAGUCAUGCCAAAUGGACAACCACCAAUAAAAAUAUUUUUAGAAAAACAUUCCUCUCAGAGUGUGGACAUGUUGGCAAAGACUCAUCCAUAUAACCCACUUUGGGCACAACUGGGAGACUUGCAUGGCGCCAUUGGCUCCCCCGUGCGGCUAGCGAGGACUGUGGUCGUUGGCAAACGACAAGACAUGGUCCAGAGGCUGCUUUAUUUUCUUACUUAUUUCAUAAGAUGCUCUGAGCUUCAAGAAACCCAUCUUUUAGAAAGCGGAGAAGACGAGGCCAUUGUCAUGCCAGGCACAGUGAUCACCACCACGUUGGAGAAAGGUGAAAUCGAGGAGUCGGAGUACGUGCUUGUCACAGUGCACAGAAACAAGAGCAGUUUGCUCUUCAAAGAGUCAGAGGACACAAGAACUCCUAACUGUAACUGUAAAUAUUGUAGUCAUCCGCUCCUUGGGCAGAGUAUAGAGAAUGGUUCACGACAAGAGAGAGAAGAUAUUCAAAACAGCUCUAAGGAGCUGCUGGGAAUUUCAGAUCAGUGCCGGCUAAUUUCUCCUCCUGACUGCCCAGAAGAAAAUGCUGCUGACGUGAAGCAGUGCAGAGAUCAGCUGAGAACUUGCUUUGACCCCAAGCUAGAGACGGUUGUUCGCACGGGGUCUGCCCCGGGGGACGCCUGUGCGCCGUCGGCGUCGGGCCUGGAGCCAGCGGAGGAGACGUGGCAGAGUCAGGAGCUGCUGGAUUCCGGCAGCCACACGAGCAAAGCGGUGAGAUCCACAGGGAUGGCUGUGGAAAAGAAGCCUCCGGAUAAGAUGGUGCCUGCUGCGUUUUCUUGUGAGGCAGCACAGACGAAGGUGACUUUCCUGAUUGGGGACUCUAUGUCGCCCGAUUCCGACACCGAGCUCCGGAGCCAGGCGGUGGCAGCGCAGAUGGCCAGGCAUCACGCACCCCCGCCGGAGGAAGGGGCGGCUGCUGGUCCGCAUCAGGAAGUUGAACAGACGGCCAAGGACCAACCCAGAGAGUCUGACCCACAGAACAUGGUUGCUGGAGAGCCCCGUGAGCUUCCCUGUUGGAAUCCUUCAGACCCAGAAAGCAUGAGCUUAUUUGAUGAAUAUUUUAAUGAUGAUUCAAUUGAAACUAGGACUAUUGAUGAUGUUCCAGUUAAAACAAGUACAGAUAGUAAAGAAUACUGCUGUAUGAUGGAGUUUUCAAAAAGAUUGUGUAUGAAAAAUAACAAACAGAACAAUGAACUUUGUGAGUGUAUAGAAACAGUUCACCGAGAUUCCUGUAAAACCUGCUUUCCUCAGCAGGACCAAAGAGACACACUCUCCAUUCUUGUCCCCCGUGGGGAUAAAGAGAGUUCAGAGAAAAAAAUGGCUGUAGGAACUGAGUGGGAUAUUCCAAGAAAUGAAAGUUCAGAUAGUGCCCUUGGGGACAGUGAAAGUGAAGACACAGGUCAUGAUGUGACUAGACGAGCCAGCAGUUACUAUGGAGGAGAGCAAGAAGACUGGGCAGAAGAGGAUGAGAUACCUUUUCCUGGGUCAAAGUUAGUUGAAGUGAGUGCUGUUCAGCCCAACAUUGCCAGCUUUGGGAGGUCCUUGCUGGGCGGGUACUGCUCGGCUUACGUGCCCGACUUUGUUCUUCAAGGAAUUGGGAGUGAUGAGAGGCUCCGCCAGUGUCUGGUGUCAGAUUUAUCUCAUGCUGUGCAGCAUCCGGUGUUGGAUGAGCCAAUAGCAGAAGCCGUCUGUAUCAUCGCUGACAUGGACAAAUGGACUGUUCAGGUGGCCAGUAGCCAGAGACGGGUGACAGACAGUAAACUGGGAAAGGAAGUGUUGGUUUCCAGUCUUGUUUCCAAUCUGCUUCAUUCCACUCUUCAACUUUACAAGCAUAACUUAUCUCCAAAUUUUUGUGUGAUGCACCUGGAGGACCGGCUGCAGGAGCUGUACUUCAAGAGCAAGAUGCUGUCCGAGUACCUGCGGGGGCAGAUGCGUGUGCACGUCAGGGAGCUGGGCGUGGUCCUGGGGAUUGAAUCCAGUGAUCUUCCUCUUUUGGCUGCUGUAGCAAGCACUCACUCUCCAUACGUUGCUCAGAUACUGCUUUAACGUGCCAAAAGGUUGUUAGAAAUUGGUGGAAGGAUAAGUAGAAACCAAGGAAGCAUGUGCACCUUGGAUUUAUGGAAGUUUUUCUCUGUUCGACCUCCAUCUGAACGAGUCAGUCCCCAGGGUCCCCUGCGUUGCGUUACGUGUUCUGUGGACAUCAGGUGGUGGCUUCCUUUUGACGGGACUUUUGGGUGGUGCAGAGUUUCACCCAAGUAAAGUUAAAGCAACAUAAGUAACUUGGGGGGGAAACAUUUGAAAAAGCCAAAGUGUAACUUACAAAUUUCUGCAAAAUGAAUAUUAUCAAGGAAUUACAAUGUCGUCACAAUUCAUAACAACAGAUGUCUCAUGAUUUAUGGCUCAGAAAUAGUCAUUUUAUUAGUUUUUAAUUCUUUAUUUCUAAGGUACAGAGAUAUAUAAAACCUUGAUUAUUUGUUAUUUUGUUUUACAAUUCAAAAUAGCUACUUUCUGGUUAUUUCACAAAGUAUUUUGAACAGCCUGUUAAUUAUAACAAACUCAGAAUAAUGAGUGUAAAUGUGUGUUAUAUUAUCUACCCAACUGUACAUAUGUAUCUAUUUUUUUAAAAAACAGAGGUAGAAAUACAAGAUUGGUAACAUGCCUUUUUAAAAAAAUAUUUUCCACUAUUAUUAACUAUAGGUAAUGUUGAAAUGUUACUUUCUGGUGAUUUUUCUGUUUCACACACUCUAAAAUGUAAGUAAAGCCAAUCUUUUUUUAAGGCUGAGGAAUAUAGAUUCCAAAAAUAAGAAUACUACUUUAUACCAUUUGUUUAUAAGUGUGAGCUAAUUCAUAUAAAUAUUAAUAUUUACAUAUUCACUAAUUUAAUAAAUGAAAACUAGAAUUAAAAAUUACACCAAAGCAUUGGCAAAAAUAAUACUAUUUUCUUUAAAAGUGCUCAGGUAGCCAAGGCCCUUGCUUUCAGUAUCAGGCCUUCUUAAAACCAUAGGAGCUAAAUAUUUGUCUCACUGCUUAAUAAUAUUCUAUUUACACUAGUAGAACUUAUAACUCUUAAAAUUAUUCUGUCUUCUCGAAGAGCCCCUCCCUUCUAAAAGCUGGGUUUUUUUUCAAAGAUUUCCACUUCUCAGUUGUCUUUGUGUAUACUAUGGAGUGUUGCUCAUAAGGAAGGCUAAAUGGAACCAAACUCUUGUACGUAAUGUAAAUACAAACAUGGGUAGAUCAAGUUUUCAAUACGCUCUACUACCUCAGUUUACUUGAAUACUACAUUAUAGUUUAUUCUUGGCUUAUCUAGUUUAAGGUACUUUGGAUGCCAGAAGUAGAGUUGGUUUCUGCUUUCACUGACUAUUUUUAUCCUAAUUAAUUGAAUAAAAAAACCCACUUAUUUAAUUAUUAAGUACAUUAACUAUAUAAUACACAUCCAUUCUUGUUGUUUAAAUUUUCAGUAAUUGAUGGGAAAUUUCUGUGGUUUGUUUAGCUUUUGAACUUGAAUUUAUAACAUUGGGUUACAUUUUGCCUUGCUCGUUAUGUGUUCAAGAGAUCUCCAACUAGACAAAGAAGAAACAGUUACUUUAAUGGAAUGUAAACCUGAAAUUGGUCUGUUUGGCCCGUGUCCUGUUGGCUGGUCCCGGUUAGUACCUGAGUCUCCCAUGGAUGACUUGCUGCCAAAGAAUGUUUAUUUCCUUUGGCUUAAUUUUCUUAUUUUAUUCAUUAAUAAAAUUCUUCUGUUGUGUAAUUUGAAAUACUAUGAGUCAGUCUCUUGGGAAGAAUUCAGAAUAUAGAAAAGUUCAUAUGUGUGCCAUUGUACAUUAUUUUUUGAUUAUAGCUCAGAAUAAUAUGUAUCAGGUAGAUAAUACCUGUUUCUGGGUGUUUUCUUAAUCAUCAAACUAUUCUCUAUCUAUUUGAAAUGUCUGAUAUACCAUUUAGAAAUUCUAGUCUUCGAUAAGUGGGUGGCUCAUGCUACUGUCAUACUUAAAGCUAAGCUUUGCUGGAAAGGAAAAGGCCCGUAGCUUCUUAAAGAGUCAUUAAUCCUUAUAGGAUUCCUGAGUUUUAUAAUUCCUCACCCUUCUAUGAUUUCUAUUACCUUCAUUAUAGUCAUUCUUUCCUUACACAAAGCCCAAGGAAUGAGCUGCUGCUGCUUAAAAGUGUGGUCAUUAGGAUGAAUAUGGAAAGAGUUUUAUGGCCUGUUUGAAAUAAUUUUUUUCAAUUUAUGGUACGGACAGGUAGGUGUUACAUAUCAGAAAAACCUGUUUGUUGGAACAGGAAAUGAAAAAGGGAUCUUUUAAAUUAUAGAAUUAAAACUAAUUUUUUCUUGUAUAUAAACUAAUUGGUUUGAUUUUAAAUAUUCCUGGCCUUUAUUAAUAUGUCUUAACUUUGAGUUUGAGACUGUUAAGUGCAAUAAAACAUAGUAGUGCAGAUUUCACGUUGUUGGAAUUGGCAUACUCUGGGGGAUGGUUACUAAACCAGAUUUUACACAAUGCCUGCUUCUAGUAGAUGUCUUCUGAGAAUGUUCUGCUUUCUCUAAGUUGUUUAGAUGGUGGUUAUGUAAAAUGUACAUACUUAUUCCUUGUCUGUAUACAUUUCUCAAAUGUACACCUGUAUUAUAAUAACCUCCCAGUUCUAGGGGAAAUUUGUGCAAUAAAUACACAUGUCAAUUUGA